GAGCCCCGUCCAGGUCCAGUUGGACCAAGCCCAAUCAAGCCUGUUCCGUCACACGAUCCACUUGAUUUCUAUGCUGAACGAGACAGAUGCCUUCAAGAGAAACGGCUCUUUGAAGAUCCACAUUUCCCAGCACAGGAUAGCUCGCUAUUCUUCAGCAGAAGACCACCAAAAAUGAUUGAAUGGCUUAGACCUGGAGAGAUUGUUCGUGAGCCCCAACUCAUCACAGAGGGACAUUCUCGUUUUGAUGUCAUCCAGGGUGAACUUGGUGACUGCUGGUUACUAGCUGCUGCCGCUAACUUGACGCUGAAGGACGAACUGUUCUAUCGUGUCGUUCCUCCAGAUCAGUCCUUUACCGAGAACUACGCCGGUGAGUGGUUUAUUUUUUCUUGA
Molecule: messenger RNA, 390 nt
Organism: Cylicostephanus goldi
Lineage: Eukaryota; Metazoa; Nematoda; Chromadorea; Rhabditida; Strongylidae
Source: the annotation of a GenBank genome assembly